AUGUCAAACUUGUAAACAUCAACGACCUACCAGUUCUCUCGAUAACACUAAUUCAAUUUUCCUACAACAACUAACGAAUCAAAUGAAUUUGAGAAAUCAGUAGAGAAGAAACAUAAGAAGACAAAGUAAAAGAGUUCUUAAGCCAGAUCUUAAAAACCUAAAGGAGCAACAUGCUAUGAAUUCACUGAAGUGUUUGUGUGGGGUGAUGACAGAUGGGGUUAGCUUGGACUAUACCACCAAAAGAUAAGAAAGGGUUAUCAUGAUCAAACUUCUUUUAAAAUCCCAAAAACUUGCAGUUUUAAUAUCUUAAUAAAACAAAUUUCUUGCGGAGAUGCUCAUUCAGCUAUCCUCACAAAUUAGGGGCAUUUGUACAUGAUGGGAAGUAAUAUUAAGGGUUAGUUAGGAAUUGGGGACAACUGCCCAGAUCUACAGAAUAGAGACUGUGCAGGAGCUCCUUGUUUAGUAGAUUCACUUAGAGAUUAUAAAGUGGAUAAGGUAGUUUGUGGAUGGAAUCACACCAUUGCAAUUGUGAAUGACAAGCAAAGAAAUUCUAUAGAACCCGACAUGAUCGAUGAUAACUAAUUUAUUUUCGUCUGGGGAUCAAAUGAGCAAGGUUAACUUGGUAUACCUCUUUAAGGAUGCAUUGAUCUUCCAGUCAGAUAAAGCUUUUUUGAGCAUAUUGAGGUAAGAGUUAAGGAUAUCUAUGCAGGCUACCAACAUACAUUAUAUGUUACAGAGAACGGUCAAGUAUAUUCAACCGGGUCAAAUUCAUUCGGCUAGUUAGGUCUGGGCUAAUAAGAGUUAUUCAUAAAUCAGCCUGUUCUUAUUGAAGGUAUCCUAGAUAGAAUGAUUAUUAAGGCAGCUGCUGGUGAGUAACACUCUCUAUUUCUAUCAAAGGAAGGAGAAGUUUAUGCUUGUGGCAGUAAUUAACAAAACUAACUAGGAAUACCCGAAGUAUAAAAUUUACUUUAUACUCCAUAGAAGUUGAACAAUCUUUAAAACUAUAGAAUUCAAGAGAUUUAGGCUAGAUCUCAUUCGGCAGCAAUAAGCAAUCAAGGAGAAUUAUUCCUGUGGGGGCUUGGAGUAUUUGGCCAAUACAGAACACCUUAAAAGAUUCUAACUAUCUCUAAUCCAGUAAAAAACAUAAGUCUUGGUGGGACUGUUGGGUCUGCAGUUGAUGUUAAAGGAUUGCUGUGGACUUGGGGAACUAAUGGCUUUGGAGAGCUAGGUGUGGGCGAUAAUGAUCCUAGAAUUCAUCCAUACCCAGUUUUGACUUUAAAAGGAAAAACUGUGACUCAGAUUUCAUGCGGAGGCUAAUAUGUUAUAGCUUUAGGAAGCAACAUUAAAAAAGAAAUCCCAGGUCUUAAGCUUAAGAAAUCAAGAGAAAAUUCUCUAUAAAAGACUCGCAAGAGCUCAGCUUUUAAUAAGAACUCUUCUUAAAAAAGCAUGCAUCAGAGAAGUUUAUCUCAUGGGAAACAAAAGAAUUCUAGUUCAAGUUUCAUAUUGAGAAAAGAGUCUGUUGGAAGUUCAGAUCAUAUUAUUUAUGGACAGGAGAGGAUCGACACAAGCACAAGAUCACUGCCUAAGAGCAAGUCCAGUGGUGGCUAGUCAAGGUUGAUUAAAAAGAGAGAUUCUAGAGGAUCAAUAAAUAAGAGUAAAGAUGUAAUUCCUAAAUCAAAAGGCAAAUCUAAGAAAUAAAAAGUAGGCAAAAUCAGUUCAUCAGUUCCUUUUUCUGGAGAGGAAACAACAGUAAUAAAGCCGAAUAAACUAAACACAUCAGGGAUAAUCGUCAAAAAUAAAAAUAAAUUGCUCAUUACUAACUAUAAAGAGCAGGGCAUUAGCAAUUAAAGUGACUUGCUCAACUAAAACCAUUCAAAGAAGUUACAGUAGUAACUUGGUUUCCAAUAAAAUAUCAACCAAAUUGAGCUGAACACCUCUAACUAGAACACUAAUGAAUCUCAGAGCGAGUUUAUGUAUAUUCCACAGCCUCUGCUCUCCACCACCAAUAAAGAAAAGCUGAUCAAAGAACUUACCUAGGAAAAUAAGAUGAUUAGGUAAGAACAUGAGCAGCUUAAGAAGGAUUCAAAGUACUUGAAGCAUCAAAUGGAAAACUUUGAGAAGCAGUACGAGAAAUCCAAGAUAGGUUAAGCUCACUAAUAAGAGAUUCAAGGCCUCUAUCAAGAACUCAAGAAAAAAGAAAGCAAAAUCACAUCAAUGAGGGAAAGGAAAACUACUUUAAAACAAGCAAUCGAGGAGCUACAAGCCGAAUGCAAGACUUUGAAAAGCUAGAAAGUUGAAUCAGAUGUCUUGGUUAAAGAUCUAAAGGUGUAAAUGGAAUAACUUAAAACUUAGAAUCAGGAAAUUCAAAGUAGAUAUGAAUAGUCUGAGCAACGAAAUAACUAACAAGAGAAGGAUAUGGUGGAGAUACAGAUGGAUAUCAAGUAGAUUAGUGAUCAUAGCAAAGACGUAGAGAGAGACCUAUUAGACAAACUGCAUUAAAUUUCUGAGAAGUACAGAUUGGCUUGCGUUUAAAUUGAUGACUUGCAAACUCAUUAAAAGCAAGAUAAAAAGAAAAUAGAUGAAAUGCAGUACUAAGUCAAAGAUCAUAAUUUUUAUACCUCAGCACUCGAGAAGGAAAACUAAUUCUUAAGAGAAGAAGUAGAGAAAGUUAAGUACAGCAAAGAUAAAAAUGAGUAUAGUAAAUUUCUACAAAACCUAGUGCCAAUUAGGGGCAUGAAGCUCACUAGCAGCAGUUAUGGUAAAAAUAAUUAAGACUAGCAAGUUAACAAUGAAAAUAAUUGCAGUUUCAAUAGAUAGGUUGAGUAACCUGCCAAGAGUCCAUUCAAAGAUUAGACUAUGAAUCUCAAUCAAGCAUUGAAUAAGGCAGAAAACUAUCUAAAAGAAAGCCAGUUUGGUAUCAGCACUCCUAAUAGAGAGCCCUAAAUACUCUAGGCAUCUUAGAUGAGAAUGAGCGAAUUUAAAAUUGACAGGCUUCAUAAUGAGGAGCAAUAAUAAAACAUGAACUCUUCAUUUGAUAGGACAAGUGCUAAUAACUAAAUGGAUGAUACAAGAAUGAGCUACAAUCAGAAACUGCUUAAAAGCAUCGAAAAGCGAACUCAAAGAGACAACAAAUUCAGAUGA
This is a messenger RNA of Stylonychia lemnae, 3141 nucleotides long. NCBI's taxonomy places the organism in Eukaryota, Ciliophora, Spirotrichea, Sporadotrichida, Oxytrichidae. The record is from the annotation of a GenBank genome assembly.